Molecule: messenger RNA, 1802 nt
Organism: Aspergillus ochraceoroseus IBT 24754
Lineage: Eukaryota; Fungi; Ascomycota; Eurotiomycetes; Eurotiales; Aspergillaceae
Exons: 3
Coding region: 240-1802 (520 amino acids)
Biological process (GO): transmembrane transport; carbohydrate transport
Cellular component (GO): membrane
Molecular function (GO): carbohydrate:proton symporter activity
Source: RefSeq, a predicted model, not a curated record
ACUAUCGCAAUACACAAAAUCCGCUAUCUUGACAAGAAUGUUGAUCGGCUGAUUGCCAGACCUUGGCUAAUAGAGGGCUCACCCCCCUUGCAGUGCCUUUGGGGGAAGUAAAAGCAUGCUAACUGUUCACCUAACCCUGGGUCACGGAAGAGUUGUUCGGAGGUUGGCAACCGCCCCUCUAAUUCCUCGGAAACUGUAGGUAUACGAAAGCAGAAGACCAGCAUCAAAGAGAGUGAAUAAUGGAGGAAUCCUGUCUGCCACCUGAUGUUAAGUCUGGGGAUAUUGUUCGAAUUCACGCGACACAUGAAAUCACCAAAGCCGAACAUCGACUCGGAUUCUGGACAGCUGCGAAACAGUAUCCCAGGGCCAUCUUUUGGGCCAUGUUUUUCUGUAUUGCCGUGAUUAUGGCUGGAUUUGACGCCCAGCUGAUCCCCUCGUUCUACGCGUUGCCCGCAUUUCAGCAGCGAUUUGGGUUCUUGUACGAGGGCUCAUACAUCAUAUCAGCGCCAUGGCAGACAGCAUUGGGCAUGGGGAACCCUAUUGGCCAGGUUCUUGGUGCUCUUGCGAGUGGCUGGCCGCUGGAAAAAUUCGGUCGUCGGUUGACCUUGGCUGUCUGUUGCAUAUGGACGAUCGGGUUCGUCUUUGUGCAGUUCUUCGCGACCUCAAUCGGUAUGCUAUGUGCCGGUGAGAUGCUGGGAGGGCUAGCUUGGGGCUUCUAUGUCUGUAUUGCCCCCACAUAUGCCUCCGAAGUAUGUCCCCUGGCUCUACGAGGGGUGUUGACCGCGUCCGUGAAUUUGGCGUUCGUGAUUGGCCAAUUUGUGGCACAAGGAUGCGCCGCAGCGCUGGAGAGUAGGCUUGAUGAAUGGGCAUAUAAGGCUCCGUUUGCUAUCCAAUGGAUCUGGCCCGUUAUUCUUCUUGUUGGCCUGAUAUUCGCCCCCGAGAGUCCCUACUGGUUGAUUCGCCAGGGCCGGAAAGAUGAUGCUCGCGCAGCGCUUUUGAAACUUUCCUCGGCUUCGCAUCGUCCAAACAUCGAGGGCAUGCUAGAGAUGAUUGAGGAAACGGAUUGGAUUGAGAGGGAAAUCGAAGACAAUACGUCGUAUCUGGAUUGCUUUAAAGGAGUCAGUCUUCGGCGCACGGAAAUCUCAGUGAUGGUUUACCUGAUCCAAGUGAUUGGGGGGAAUCCGCUGAUUGGAUAUGCCAACUACUUUUUUGAGCAAGCUGGACUAGAUCCUUCUGAUGCUUUUAAUAUGGGAGUCGGGAAUACGGCCUUGGGCUUUGUCGGCACCUGUCUUUCGUGGCCAUUGAUGUCUCAUUUUGGACGUCGAACAAUCUACAAUUCCGGCCUGCUCGCCAUGACGGUUAUCCUGUUUGUAAUUGGGUUCCUGGACCUCGGGUCACAUCCCGACGGUGCGAUUUGGGCGCAGGCAUCAUUGAUGGAUAUUUGGACCUUCAUAUACCAAAUGACAGUGGGCCCCAUUUGCUUUGUUAUUAUUUCCGAAAUCUCAUCGACACGGCUGAGGGGACGCACUAUCGCGAUUGCAACCGCCGCACAAGCUGCGGCCAGCAUUGCGUUCACCGUGGCCAUGCCAUACAUGCUGAACAGCGAUCAAGCAAACUGGCGCGGUAAGGCAGGUUUCCUUUUUGGUGCAAUUAGCCUCGUAUGCUAUAUCUGGUGCUGGAUAAGGAUUCCCGAGAGUCAGGGUCGGACUUUUGGAGAAUUGGAUAUCUUGUUCGAUAAACACGUUCCUGCACGGCAGUUUAAGGAUCAUGAUCUUCUCGAAGUACGUCAUGAAGACGCGUGA